AUGGCCGAGCUACAGGAGACCCGCUGCCCGCUUUGCAACGAGGAGUUGGUUGAGGUGCUGCUCACCAACAAGCGCAACGCGACCUACGAUCCCACGGACACGCUGGGACUGAACUACGAAGUUCCUUGGACGUACUUCUGCGACGACACGAUCCGCCGGGCUGCGAUGCAGCUUCUGGGCUAUCGCUGUCAGAUCGAGGGUUGCGAGAGGCGUGACGUUGCCUUCAAGACCCUCCACAAGCUAGAGGAUCAUCUUUGGCAUACGCACUGGCGCCAGCUAUGCAAUGUGUGCUUGCAUGAUAGGCCGGCCUUCAUUUGUGAACAGAGGGCGUAUGCGUCCAACGACAUGGAGCGCCACUUUCAACAAGGGGACAACGCAUCUAUGUCGUUAGAGCAUCCUGCCUCCUCAGCAGCCAGCGUUCCCGCUCAUCCCAAAUGCGAAUUCUGCAACCAAAGGCUCUUCAACGAAGAGAGCCUCCUGACGCACAUGCAGCAGAAGCACGAGCUUUGCAACCUUUGCGACUCGAUGAAAUGGAAGAACGAGUACUACUUGAAUCCUAAGUGCCUCUCGAGACAUUACCAGGAAUGCCACUACGUCUGUGCUCAUCCGGACUGCGCGACGGGUGGCUACCGACAGAUCGCCUUCGCGGAUGAGAAGGGCCUGGAAGAGCACUACAUAAGAGUCCACAAGCAGAGCUUCACGCAAGACAAGGGCAAGAACAAGCUGGAGAUCGGCUGGUUCGAGGACUCCAGAGUCAGAAGACGUGAAGGCGCAGGCCGUGGCUCCAACGGAGAGGAGCCAGAUCUACCAGAUCCAAUCCACUUCCGAUGGCCGACCACAGCCACGCCUGAGGACUACGCUGGCAGCAAUGACGCGCAGGACGGCGCGAGGUCUGACGGCAACUUCAAGCGCUACCCCCCGCGCGACAUCAUUCCUCUUGCCAGUACCAAGGAGAGUGAAGGCGGAGGCUGGAGGGCCAAAGACAACAGCCAUCCCGAUGCCGAAGAGGCCGAGGCGCCGAAUGAUGGAGGAGUUGCAGAAGACGCGGAGCCUGAGAAAAAGGCCGAGCGAAAGGAGUCAGCACCAUCGCAAGAGCUCCUUCCGGCCAUGGAGGCUCUGGGCGUUGAGUGUGCCGUUGCCAGAGAUGGCCCGCGCAGUGGGGCUCCGAGCUGCCUUAGCGCCCUAUGGGCAGCUUUGUGCGCCAUGCUGGAGGACGACGAUACCAUCGAAGAAGACCGGGAUUCCAAGCUCCUGCCCGUGGUUCAGAGACUGAACGCCGCGGAGGUGGAGAACCUGGAAAGCAUGCGGAUCCACUUGCACGAUUGCCCUGGUGAUCCGAGCGCAGCGGAACACAGCAUCGACUGGGCGCCUUUCAGCAGUUCGGAGUGUCAAAUGUUUGCGCCCGCUGCUGUUCAGACUCUUGCGUGA
This is a messenger RNA of Symbiodinium natans, 1428 nucleotides long. The record is from the annotation of a GenBank genome assembly. NCBI's taxonomy places the organism in Eukaryota, Dinophyceae, Suessiales, Symbiodiniaceae.